GAAAGAUGAAACUAUUAUUAACAAUCUUAAAGUAUUCGACGCUGUUAUUUCUGACCAUUUUGUGUUGCAUUGCAAUUUAGACUUGGCUAAGCCUUGUAAUGUAAAGUCGGACAUUUCGUAUCGAAAGCUUGGAGAUAUUGAUACACUUAAGUUUCGUCAAAACAUUCUUAGCUCGGAGUUAUAUGCAAGACCUGCACCUACUCUUGAGGAGCGUUGUGACCAAUAUGAUUCGGUAUUAUCAACAUUGUUGGAGAACCAUGCCCCACUUCGUAAAAAGACCGUAACGAUCCGAUCUAUGGCUCCAUGGUAUAAUGAAGAUAUCAAAAAGCAGAAAAUAGUAAGACGAUGCAAGGAACGGAGAUGGCGUAAAAGUGGCUCACAAGUUGAUAGACAGGCAUAUGCUGAUCAGUGUAUCCUUGUUAAGAACACAAUCAGUGAAGCGAAAAUGGAAUAUUAUUCAUCACUUGUUCAAGAUGCUGGUACUGAUAGUGGACGAGUUUUUCAGAUUAUUAAUCGAUUCCUACACAGGAAACCCGAAAAGCUAUAUCCUGUAUUUGAUUCGUCCACAAGGUUAGCAAACCAGUUUGCAUAUUUCUACUACAAGGACUACAAACUCCAUCGUCAGGGAAUACCCGGGUUUUUUCCACCUGGAUAACCCAAAGCUAACUUGCUGUUUGGAUGAGUUCAUUUAUACCACCACUGACGAGUUAUCUGAUAUUUUGGAAAAGACUAAACUAAAGUCAUGUGUGCUAGAUCCAAUACCAGCAAAGGUACUUUCAGGGACGCCGGAACGAUAAUAGGGCAAAGGGGGGCGGACGCACACCAAGGGCACCUUUACGGAAAUUUUUUUUUUCACUGCAAAAUUUUUUGGCGACUUCCCUCCCCCCCCCCCGUCGCCAAAAAAAAUUCGGCCAGUGUACCAUUUUAGGGGUCAAAAUUUUUUUCCCGACAUACAAAAAUUUUCCGUGAAGCCAAAAAUUUUUCCGGAUAUCUUAAAUUUUCGCCAUUUCUUCAAAUUGUUUUUCUAAAUUCCAAAAAUUUCCAAAAAUUUUUAUAAAUAUAAACUAUAAAUUACCUGAAUCUCGUGAUUUUCCAACAAAAAGCAUCGUUGGAAAUGUGAUUUAUCACGUAUUAUUUUACAACUAAAAGGGCACUUCUGCCCCCCCUGCCCCCCUAGCAAAAGGCAAGGGGGGCAACCGCCCCCCCUGCCCCCCCAGUUCCGGCGUCCCUGGGUACUUUCUUCCCACAUAGAUGUGAUUUUACCGAUUGUCACGGACAUAGUUAAUUCAUCUUUGGAAACUAGCCAUGUUCCAUCGUCCUUUUAAGAAGGCUGCUUUAUACCCUACUCUCAAAAAGUCUGUCACGGACUAUGAAGAAUUUUCCAACUUUCGUCCAAUCUCUAACUUAAAGUUUAUUUCGAAGAUGACUGAAAAAGUGGUUUCCUUACGUCUAUUGCAUUAUCUUCGAAGCAAUGGCCUCGAAGAACUAUAUCAAUCUGCUUACAAGCAAUUCCAUAGUUGUGAAACAGCACUUAUUCGUGUACAGAACGACAUUUUACGUGAGAUAGAUGGAAACUCGGGUGUCAUACUACUACUAUUGGAUCUAUCAGCUGCGUUCGAUACGGUGGAUCAUACGAUCUUGCUCCAAAGAAUGUACUCUAAAUUUGGCAUCAAAGGUGAUGCAUUAAACUGGUUCAGGUCCUACCUAUCUGAUCGUUCCCAGACUGUUUAUGUUAAUGGCGCUACUUCAGACAGCUUUGAUGUGUUUUGUGGUGUUCCCCAAGGAUCAGUCCUAGGUCCUAUCCUAUAUCUGAUAUACACUUCACCGAUAGGAGACAUUUUACGAUCUCAUGGCAUGAAAUUUCAUCUAUAUGCCGAUGACACUCAAAUCUAUGUCUCGUUCAAUUAUAAAGAUCAGAAUGACCUUAAGCAAGUUAAGUCGUGCGUAGAAGCCUGCCUCGUGGAUAUUAUGAACUGGAUGUCAGAGAAUAAAUUAAAACUUAACACUGAUAAGACGGAACUUCUUAUUUUGAGUUCCAAAUUUCGGGCAGAGCCUAUAUUCCCUGUGUUGACUGUGGGCUCCGAUAUAAUUACUCCAACACCCCACGCUCGGAACAUUGGUGUUACAUUUGAUAAAUUUCUUACAAUGUCUAUACAUAUUAAUGAUAUAUGUAAGUCAGCAUUUUACCACCUACGGAACAUUGCUCGUGUUAGAAGAAAGCUGUCGAUGCAUACUACUGAACAGCUUAUUCAUGCUUUUGUGACUAUUAAACUAGACAAUGCGAAUGCAUUGUUGUACGGUCUUCCUAAGGAUCAGAUUGGAAAGUUACAGCGUGUUCUAAACUCUGCAGCACGACUGUUAACCGGAUCCCAAAAGUAUAAUCAUAUUACACCUAUUUUAAUACAGCUACACUGGCUACCAGUCGAGCAACGGAUUAUAUAUAAGAUUAUUUUAUUGACAUUUAAAGCGUUAAAUGGACUUGCUCCGCAAUACAUUGCAGAGAUGAUCAGCCAUUAUGAACCUUCUAGAUGUCUUAGAUCCUCUAAAGCUAAUUUACUUAAUGAACCAAGAUUUAAUGUAAAUAGCUACGGUGGUAGAGCUUUUUACGCAAGUAGUCCUAGGUUAUGGAAUAAAUUACCUGUCUCUAUUAGAGCAUGUACAGAUAUUUCUGAAUUUAAGAGUAAGCUUAAGACCCACAUGUUUAAAAUAGCCUAUGAUUUAUAG
Molecule: messenger RNA, 2724 nt
Organism: Paramuricea clavata
Lineage: Eukaryota; Metazoa; Cnidaria; Anthozoa; Malacalcyonacea; Plexauridae
Source: the annotation of a GenBank genome assembly